AUGGGCUCGGAUGCAGGCACUGGCCGCGGGGUAGGUGCCGCGGAGCGCCCCCCGGAAAGGGGCUCCCCUAACUCUGGCUCGGACGAGCCGAGAAGCCCCUCGCCCGCACCCAGCUACUGGGGGCCACGUAUUGGGGGCUCCCACGCCCCGCGCACGGUGCGGGCCCCGGGGGAGCCAGAGAGAGAGAAGCAGAGAAAAGUUUCUUACCGGGCGUUGGGGGAGGCGCCUCUGCCCAGCUGCAAGGCGUCCCUAGCCCCCCAGGCAGGGCGGAGGGGCUGGCUCCCGGGACCUCGCGCUCCCCAGCUCGGACUAGCCGGUCCGGGGGAAUUUCCUGCUUUGAGUCACUCGGGCUGUACACACACACCACACACACAGUCCGGACGGCUGCUCCUCCUCCUGCUGCUGCUGCUGCUGCUGCUGCUGCUGCUGCAGCGGCGGUGGUGGAGGGGGCGGCCCCAGCUGCUCUGGCGGCGGCGGCGGCGGCGGCUGCUGCGGCUGCUGCUGCUGCUGCUAUCCCAUCCCUUCCCCUUCCUCCCAAACAGCUCCACCUCCCGCUCUUCUCGUCCUCUCCUUCCCCUUCCUCCCUUAAACACGCCGAGCCCCGCCUUCUCUAGCCCAGUCCCGAGGAGUCCAGCAUUGGCGCCGCCCAGCUCCGCCCAGUCGGGUCCGGGUCACUCCAAAAGCCGCUCAACACCCAGUCUCUUAGACCCCUCUCCUCUCUUCUCCUCCCGGCCCUCAGCUGUGGAUCUCCAGUUUUCCCAGCUUUUCGUUCCUGUUCCUUCCCCCUCCUAUACCCCAGGACACGCCGCCCAUUCGACCACGUCCAGGGAGCAAAGCUCAGGUCCGGACAAUUCCCCGCCCUCCCUAGUGCGCGCACACACAUGCACACACAGAGACGCAUACACUCACACACAUCCGCCCCCUCCUUUUCCCUACUCCCCAGCACGCCCCCACGAUCUGGUGAAGGAGGAUGGAAGGAGCUGGCUAUUGUUCCCCCGCCCCGGGUUUGCAAGGCUGGUAGAGAAGGGAGUUUCCUGCCUUCACAAAAUGGAGCCUGGGCCCUUUUAUUUGGGAGCCAGCACGAAAAGCCCUAGUCAACUACGAAGGAAGUUGCCUGGAAAACUAGCCUUCCUCGGGACAAGAGAAGGUAUCCCUGUUCUACAGCGUGGGGAGAACGUGAGCUGCUUGCUUUGCAGAAAAGCCUGGAAGGGUUUGCAAACUUUUGAAAAGAAAAUAUUCCAAGGAACUCUGGUGUAUUGGGGAAACUAAAGAGGUCAUCAAAGUCCAGUGGCAGGACAAAGUCAAGACAAUUGGCAAUGGCUCAGGAUACAGUGGAUGACCUGGGGCAUCUUCAGUGUCUGACCAAGCUCUAAGUGCUUCACGGUACCUGCUUCAAACCAAGUUCAUGGAUGCUGGAACAAACUGUUCUCAUCCACUCAUUCUGCUGGGGGGAAGUCUUUACAUGCUUGGGGUAGAUAUCUCCCUA
Molecule: messenger RNA, 1486 nt
Organism: Phascolarctos cinereus (koala)
Lineage: Eukaryota; Metazoa; Chordata; Mammalia; Diprotodontia; Phascolarctidae
Source: RefSeq, a predicted model, not a curated record